AUGGCCGUUCAGACAUUGUCGGUUCGACAGAAAAGCACGCUCGAAUUGCAACAACAGGAGAUUGCCGCACAGCUCGAUUUCCGCACCUUUGUCGACGUUUUGCGCCAAGACAACGAUCUCGCAGAAAUUAAUCAAGAGAUCGAUCCGCAUCUUGAAGUUGGCGCUAUCGUAAGAAGGGUCAGCGAAGUAAGCGGAAAAGCACCACUCUUUAACAAUGUCAAAGGGGCCCGCAAUGGCCUGUGGAGAAUGUUUGGGAACGCUGCCAGCUUACGCGCCAGCGAAGAAGAGAAGUAUGGGCGCAUCGCUCGUAAUCUCGGCUUGCCUCCAAAUUCCAGCUGGAAAGCCAUCCUGGAGAGGACGCAAUCCGCGAAGAACAAGCCUCUGCUACAACCCAAUGUUUUAGCCAACGGUCCUUGUAAACAGAACAAGAUUUUUGGAGACGACAUUGACUUGAAUAAACUUCCAGCGCCCCUACUUCAUCAAGGAGAUGGAGGAAAAUAUCUGCAAACAUAUGGUGUUCAUGUUUUGCAAUCACCAGACAAAUCAUGGACGAACUGGUCAAUCUUUCGAGGCAUGAUUCAUGACAAGAGACGACUGGUCUGUCUUGUCGGAACAGGGCAACACAACUCUAUUAUUCGCGACAAGUGGCUGAAAGAAGGGAAAGACGAAAUGCCAUGGGCCUUGGCCUUGGGAAUUCCCCCAGCCGCGAGCCUAGCUGCAGCUCUGCCUAUCCCAGAGGGAGUCUCGGAAGCCGAAUACGUUGGUGCUAUGGUUGGAAAGCCCUUGGACCUCGUCAAAUGCGAGCUAAGCGACCUGCUUGUGCCUGCCAACAGUGAAAUUGUUCUUGAGGGAACUUUUUCUCUGAAGGACAAGGCACUUGAAGGCCCAUUCGAAGACUACCUGGGGUUGCAUUUCGACGGCGACCGACACAUGCAUCCGCUUUUUACAGUCAACGCUAUUACAUACCGAGAUGAUCCCAUUCUGCCGGUAUCUGUUCCUGGGAGGAUCACGGACGAAUCACAUGUCACCGCAUCUAUGGCGUCGGCCGAGCUACUGACGCUUUGCAAAAACCACGAUCUGCCUAUUAAUGACGCGGUCGCCCCUCUUGAGACCAUGGCAAACUGGUGCGCUCUGCAAGUGGACACAAAAAAGCUCACAAGCUUGAAGACAAAUUCGAAGGACUUUUGCUCAAAGCUAGGCCAGAUUGUUUACAACAACAAGAGCUCCAUGUUGUUCAACCGCAUUCUGCUCUUUGGGGAAGAUGUGGACAUCUACAACUUCAAAGACGUCAUGUGGGCCUUGGUGACAAGAUGUCGCCCAGGUCAGGACGAGUACGUAUUCGAAGACGUGCCAAGCUUCCCCAUGACUCCUUACAUGUCUCAUGGCACUGGGACUGUCAAGACCGGCGGCAAGGCGAUAUCAGACUGCUUGUUCCCCAUGGAAUAUGAGGGCCGGAAAACAUUUAGUUCGGUGGAUUUUGAGACAUCGUAUCCAGAGGAAGUCAAGAGCAAGGUGCGGGCGAAUUGGACAGCGAUGGGAUUCGAUGUCGUUUGA
This is a messenger RNA of Ilyonectria robusta, 1554 nucleotides long. Its product is annotated as putative 3-octaprenyl-4-hydroxybenzoate carboxy-lyase. The transcript is spliced from 2 exons. The record is from RefSeq and is a predicted model, not a curated record. NCBI's taxonomy places the organism in Eukaryota, Fungi, Ascomycota, Sordariomycetes, Hypocreales, Nectriaceae. Gene Ontology annotation, biological process: cinnamic acid catabolic process; ferulate metabolic process. Gene Ontology annotation, molecular function: carboxy-lyase activity. Gene Ontology annotation, cellular component: cytoplasm. Bases 1 to 1554 code for a protein of 517 amino acids.